AUACAAGGCACUGAACCCUCUCGUCGUCAACUCUACGGCAGCCACCACUGACGGCACCAGUGACGAGACGCGGCACGAUGCUGCCGCUCGAGGAUCGUCUGCCAUGAGCAACACUGCUGCCGAAAGCGCACAGCUCCUCCAGCACUGUCAAGACGCGAUAGCGAGCAUCCAAGACGAAUGCAAAGCAGCAUUCUUGGUCGAGACAGCCAGCCCAGCUGAUGGUCUGGCGGGCUGUGGACAUGCUCUCGUCCAUCUGCUUGGUAGAUUGGCGGAUCGACUACAAGUGCGAUUCGCCACGUCCACCAGCGAUUCAAGAGGUACCGGCGUCCUGGACAGACUCAACGAUGUGCUUUCCAUCACCUAUGCCAAAUUCUACGCCUUCCUGUACAAGGAUCUACCCUCGUGCUGGCGCCAGCUUUACACAGAUGCCAGCAUACUCAAGUUCUGCUACCUGCUUGCUCAGUCCGGCCUCGGGUGUCUUGAAGUUCUCUUCCCCUCUGCCCAGCCGCCGGGAGUCGUAGUUGAUAGGUCCGAGCUCAAGGAGCUCGUCAGGGUUCUUGACCUCGCGCUGGUGCUGGCUGGGGGUGCGGGCCAGAAGCGAGGCCGGCCAUGGAUUGACAGAGCUCUUGACCUGUUGUAUCUUCAUCACAAGAGAUCUCUAGCAGCUCUACAGCUUUGUGAGGGACCACCGGCCAAGCGAGUCAAGACGUCCACGGAUCGCGAUGAAAGCCGCAUGCCGAAGACGUUCUCGGCCCAUGAGCCGUUUACUCCAGAGGUGCAGCAUCCAAUCGAGACUGUAAAGAAUUUGACCAUGGAAGAUUUCCAAGCCCGCUUAGACAAAACAAGGAACACCACGCCAGGUCCAACGCCGCUUGUGAUCCGUGAGUCCAUCGAGAGCUGGCCAGCGAGGUCGUCCCGAGCGUGGAGCCAGCCGGACACUCUGUUGACUGCAACCUUUGACGGUCUCCGUCUCGUACCAGUCGAGAUUGGGCGCAGCUAUGUGGACGACGGCUGGGGCCAGAAGUUGAUCACCUUUGCCGAGUUCAUACAGGACUACAUAGACCCGUCUGUACAAUGUAGUGACUCGACGACCCGCCAUCCCAGUCCCGAGAACCACGCAGGCCGCCCAGCUGCUGAGGUCAGCGUUUCCAACCGUGUCGGCUAUCUCGCCCAACACCCUCUCUUCACCCAGCUGCCCUCGCUAAGGAACGACAUCCUCAUCCCAGACUACUGCUACACAGCUCCUCCACUGCACCCGACAGACCCGACCAUGGACCAGCCAGAGCUCGAAGGGCCCCUUCUCAACGCGUGGUUUGGGCCACCCGGGACCAUCACGCCGUUGCACACAGAUCCUUACCACAAUGUCCUCGCGCAGGUUGUGGGGCGCAAGUACGUCCGCCUGUAUUCUCCACUGGAGACAGAUCGCAUGAGGGGCCGCGGGAAGGAGAAUGGCGUGGAAAUGGGCAAUACGAGUCUCGUUGACAUUGGUGUGCUCGAAGGGUGGGAUAGCGCCGCCGAAGAAGACACAGGUGAUGAGCAGGCACAGCGGGACUUGGCGGCGUUUAGGGAAAUCCCUUUCGUAGAUUGCAUUCUGGAGCCGGGCGAUGUCUUGUAUAUCCCUAUUGGCUGGUGGCAUUACGUCAGGGGAUUGAGUGUGAGCUUCAGCGUCAGCUUCUGGUGGAAUUGAGCGAGGUGGUGAGGAUUUGCGGGACGGGCAAACGGUAUCAGGACAGUUGUUCAUCAGUAAAAGUCCAGUCGCAUUUACUAUGGCCAUAGAAGAAUAUAUUUGAACUU
Molecule: messenger RNA, 1794 nt
Organism: Microdochium trichocladiopsis
Lineage: Eukaryota; Fungi; Ascomycota; Sordariomycetes; Xylariales; Microdochiaceae
Exons: 1
Coding region: 104-1687 (527 amino acids)
Molecular function (GO): 2-oxoglutarate-dependent dioxygenase activity
Source: RefSeq, a predicted model, not a curated record